Molecule: messenger RNA, 870 nt
Organism: Chrysoperla carnea
Lineage: Eukaryota; Metazoa; Arthropoda; Insecta; Neuroptera; Chrysopidae
Exons: 2
Coding region: 70-747 (225 amino acids)
Source: RefSeq, a predicted model, not a curated record
AUAGAUCAAUUCUUUGAAAGUCCAAUGUGAGUCUUCUCUUGAAUUUUACGAACUAGAAAGUGAUUCGCAAUGAAAAUCAUUAUUUUGACAUUUUGUUUGUUGGCUUUGGGAGCUUUGGCACAGUCAAGACCAGAUAACAUGGAUGAUGGAUCUUCUUCCAAUACUAUGUCUCUUUUACAGGUUUUCAAACAAAGAAGAUUUGUUUCUGACUUAUUUAGUAGAAUGCUUAAGAAUCUUAGAGCUAAAAGAUAUUCUCUUUUAAAAUUGUUUGGGUCAAAGGGUAGAGGCACUGAUCCGAUUUCUUCUAAUCAAUAUUCAGCUAUACCACAAUAUGCAAUUAAUAAUAAUGAGUCACCGUACAAUGCCAGACCACAAUAUGCGAUUAAUGAUAGUAAGUCAUUAGGUAUACCUAAUCUGCUACAGCAGUUAUUGAAGGGAAGAAAAUCGUUAGGAUCUAGAAACCUAAUUGGCCAAAUUUCAAAUAGUUUGGGUAACCAAAUUUUGGAUAAUUUCCCACCAGUAGCCACCGAAUCCAAUUUUUUAUUAGAUAAGGUUGGUCUUGGAAUGGAUGACGUAAACAAAAGUGCAGAUGAUACAAUUGAUAAGAACGAUGAAAAAAUAGGACUCGAAAACGAUGAAAAUGAAGAAGUUGAAGAAGCAUUGGCUUUGAUUAGAAAUUUAAUUAUUAAGUACCUUCUGGCCGACAAUAAAUAUCAAAUCAAAUCAGAUCAAAUCUAUCAGAUGUGAUAUUUGAAAACGGAACUUUUUAAUUACGGAUAAAAUGGAAAUGAUUAAACAUUUAUUUUUCGAAUUCUCUUUUGAAUUAAUUAUGUACUUAUAAAAUAAUAUAAUAAAGAGUAAAUAUACUGC